Messenger RNA from Cryptomeria japonica (Japanese cedar), 1683 nucleotides. RefSeq names its product carbonic anhydrase. Lineage: Eukaryota; Viridiplantae; Streptophyta; Pinopsida; Cupressales; Cupressaceae. The coding region runs from base 104 to 1441 and encodes 445 amino acids. The transcript is spliced from 13 exons. The record is from RefSeq and is a predicted model, not a curated record. Gene Ontology annotation, molecular function: carbonate dehydratase activity; zinc ion binding.
AUUAGGAUAAAAACAAUCUCCCAUCAAUAUACAAACCGCGAAUGUUCAAAACAAUGAUGCUCUUGGGGUAUUGAACAAGGGAUAUUCAGCUGCACACGCAACAAUGAUCAAUAAAGGCUAUGAAAUUCAGGUAGCGUGGUCUGAAUAUGCAGGGAGUGUUGUAAUAGAAGGUGUAGAAUACAAAUUAAAUCAGAGCCAUUGGCAUCAACCAUCUGAACACACCAUAAACGGCCUAAGGUAUCCUUUUGAGUUACACAUGGUCCAUAUUUCAGAUGACGGCUCCAUCGCAGUUAUUGGCAUCCUCUACGAGUUUGGAGCACCUGAUGAUUUUCUUGGAGAGCUUGGGUGGGCCAUUCAGGAGAUUGCACAUUCCCCAGAAGAUAUACCUUUGGAUUUUGUAGAUCCCAACAAAAUCGGAGUUAGAGGAGAUGAAGCGUAUUAUCGAUACAGUGGAUCCCUCACCACUUAUCCACUCACAGAGGGGGUCACCUGGACCCUAAUCAAACAAGCGAAGACUGCUACACCCGAGCAAGUGAAUGAUUUGUGGAAUGCGUUGCAUGGGAAGGCGAAUUCAAGAGAGGUGCAGGCAUUAAACGGUAGAGUUGUUGAAGAGUAUGAGCCUCUUGUCGACUUUUCAGAAACGUACAAAGCAGAACAGACCAUCCUAUCAGGGUCAUCUCAACCAUUACUUGGAAUUUUUAAAGCUUGUAAGAUGGUGCGAAUUGUAUUUAUGUGUAUGAUGUCCCUCACUGGGCUGCUAUUGGUCCAAGGGGAAGGAGAGCAACAAUCUCCCAUCGAUAUACAAACUGCUUAUGUUCAAAGCAAUCAAACUCUUGGGGAAUUGGAGAUGGAUUAUUCAGCUGGAAAUGCAACAAUGACCAAUACAGGCGAUGCAAUUCAGGUAGAGUGGUCUGAAGAUGCAGGCAAUCUUGAAAUAGGUGGUGUGGAAUACAGAUUAAAGCAGUGCCAUUGGCAUCACCCAUCAGAACACACUAUAAACGAUAUAGCGUAUGAUUUAGAGUUGCACCUGGUCCACCAAUCAGAUAAUGGCAUGAUUGCAGUUAUUGGUAUCCUCUACUCCAUUGACGAUGAAUAUUCUGACAAUUUUCUCACAAUGCUUGAGGAGGCCAUUGAAAAUAUUGACAAUGUGCCAGAGAUAGAUUUGAAUUUUGUAGAUCCCAACAUGAUUGAAAUUGAAAGCGAUGCAGCAUAUUAUCGAUACUGUGGAUCCCUCACCACUUAUCCAUUCACAGAGGGAGUCACUUGGACCAUAAUCAAACAAGCCAAGAAAGUUAACUCUAUACAAGUGGAAAGUUUGAAGAAUGCAUUACCUGGGGACAAUGCAAGAGCGGUGCAACAACUAAAUGGUAGAGUCGUUGAAGAGUAUGACAUUUCAGAAACAUGCAAAGCAAAGCAGACCAUCCUAUCGUCGUCAUCUUAAAAGUAUUUGGUGGUACUAUCUAAGUUUGCUAUAUAAAGAUAAAAUAAUAAUAAUAAUAAUAAUAAUAAAUAGUUUGCAAGACUAUUACGCCUUUGUAAUAAAGGGGUAGUAGAAGGUAAUCUAUCAUGACAGGUGACACAAAUAUUUAUCUAUUCAUGUGUGCCACCUUAUGUUAAGAGAGAUUUUACUUGAAUAUUACAGUUAUCCUUUUAAAAUAAAAUGUUUUUUUAUGUAUUAAGUUU